GGGGGAGCCCUGGUGCGGGGCCAGGCUGGCUGCUGUCGGCUCUUAGCCCAGCGCCGGGCUCCUCCCCCGGCCGCCGGCCCGGUGCUUUCGGUUUCCGUUUCCCCCCCUCCGCCCCCGGGACCGCCGCGAAACCAGCCCGGCAGCUCCCCGGGAGCCUCCGGAGAAAUGCUCCAGCUCCUCCACCAUGCAGAGCCUGGAGCUGCGGGAGCAGGACCUGACCGAGAUGGGCUCCCUGAUCCAGUCCCGCCUGGUUCUGGAGGUCUCCACCCAGGUCCAAACCCUGCUGGAUUCGCUGGACUCGGCCACCCUGGACAUCGCCGUGACGGGCGAAUCCGGCGCUGGCAAAUCCACCUUGGUCAAUGCCCUCCGUGGCCUGAGUGACUCGGACCCCCGCGCCGCCCCCACCGGCGUCGUGGAGACCACCGCCGAGCCCACGCCCUACCCCCACCCCGGCCUCCCCAGCGUCCGGCUCUGGGACCUCCCCGGCAUCGGCACCCCCAGCUUCCGGGCCGAGCGGUACCUGGAGCAGGUGGGCUUGAUGCGCUACGAUUUCUUCCUCCUCGUGGCUUCGGAGCGGUUCCGAGAGAGCCACGCCCAGCUGGCCCGGGCCCUGGCCGCCGCGGGCAGGCGCUUCUACUUCCUGCGCACCAAGGUGGAUCAGGACCUGCGGGCGUCCCGCCGGCGCCGGCCGGCCCGCUUCCAGGAGGGCCAGGUGCUGGGCGAGAUCCGCGCGGACUGCGCCCGCCAGCUGGAGAAGGACGGUGCGGCCGCCCCGCGGGUUUUCCUGCUCUCCGCCUUCCAGCUGCAUCGCUUCGACUUCCCGCGGCUGCAGGCCACGCUGGCGGAGGAGCUGGCCGGGCACAAGCGCCACGCGCUGCUCCUGGCCCUGCCGGCCCUGACGGCCGAGGCCGUGGGGCGCCGGAAGGAGGCUCUGCGGCGCCACGUCUGGAAGAAGGCCCUGCUGGCGUCCCUGGUCUCGGCGCUGCCGGGGCUCCCGCUGCAGCUCAACGUGCCCAUGCUGGUGGAGACGCUGGGCUCCUACCGCCGCAGCUUCGGCCUGGAUGAGGAGUCCCUGGGGGGGCUGGCCCGGGUGGGCGCCGGCUCCCUCCAGCAGCUGCGGGCCCAGGUGCGCUCGGCGCUGGGCCGGGAGCUCUCGCCGGCGGCCGUGUGGGACGUGCUGAGCCAGGCCGCGCUCUGUGGGCAGGCGGCCGCCCGCCUGGCCCGCGCCCGCCUGCCGCUGCUGGAGAACCUGGUGGCCGGCGGCAUCUCCUUUGUGGCCGCCUACUACCUGCUGCACAGUGCCCUGGAGGGCUUCGCCGGUGACGCCCAGCGGGUGCUGGAGGCCGCCUACGGGACAGGGGAGGAGGGGGAGCCUUGUGACCCCCCUGAUCCCGGGUUCCUCUAUGACUGAGGGACGGGCCCUGCUGGGUGAGGGGGGCUGCUGGAGGCUUAGUGCCCCCCCCAGCAUCUGUGCCCUGCCCCCCCCCAUCCUCACACCAGCUGCAUGGGGGGGCCGGGGCUGGGAGGACCCCCGGUGGGGCCAGAUAGCGCCAGGACCCCACAGCUCCCUGGAGAGCGAGGUGCAUUGUGGGUAGCCUGGGAGGCAUGUGCCACCAUGGUUGGACCUCAGCAGAGCAUUGAGGGAGGAGGUGGCCAGUGGGGGGGUGGGGUGGCCUGUGGGGCAGGAUGAUGGCUGGUGUGGGGACGGCCUCCUGCGCUGACGGGACGGGCACCGUCUGCUCCCCGUGGAGACGUGGGGGCCGUGCCUCCUUCCACCCGCGUCGUGGGCUUGUGCAAACCAAGGCCCGGUCUAUGCAACAAAUGUAGGUCAACGUAGCCAGGUUGCUGGGGGGCGGGAAGAACCCGCUUCCCCGAGCGCUGGGGCUAGGCCGACAUAACCCUGGUGUAGACACCGCUAGGCUGAUGGAAGGAACCUUCCGUUGACGCAGCUACUUGGGGAGGUGGCGUUCCUGUGGCGAUGGCCAACCCCUUCCAUUGCUGUCGGGUGUGACUACGGUGCAGGGUUAGGCCGGCAUAGCCACGGCGUCCCAGCAACAGCGCUAACGCCCCGUAGGGUAGCCAUGGCCCAGGGCGUAGGAGAUGGCAGGAGGCAGAGGUGGGGGCGGAGCUGGUCGGGACUUUCCCAGUAGAGCAGCCUUCCGUCGGAAAACGGGCUCUUGUCGGAAUCGGGACCGUGCCUGGGAACCUGACACAAUUGUUCGUUGGGGGAAAAAAUCAGGGAAAAAAUCCCAUUUUGAUACGAGCGUUUGGAUGUCUGGGUUCAACAUUCUGGGUGGUUGUUUUCAAUUUUUAACCAUUUGUAGAUGGUCAAAAUUGGAAGGAAAAGUUUUGGUUUUAUCAGAUUUAUUAUAUUGGAUUUUUUUCCUUUUUGUUGUUUGUUUCUGAUUUUAAAAACAAUCAACAUUGGAAAGAUUUUGAUUUUAGUGGGUUUUAUUUCAUUGGAUUUGUUUAACUUUUCAAAAGCCAAUAUUGGAAGGAAACAUUUCAGUUGUGUUGGAUAUUUUUGAUUUUUUUAAUUUAAAAAAAAUCAGUAUCAGAGGGAAACAUUUUAUUAGACUUUACUUGGUUGCAUUUUUUAUUUUAUUAUAUUAACGUUUACAUUUUGUAAAAGUCAAAAACAGAAGGAAACAUUUUGAGUUUAUUUUAUUGGAUUUUAUCAGAUUUUAUUGUAUUCAAAUUGAUUAUAUUGGAUAUCAUUUGAUCAGGUUUUUAAAAUGUCAUUGAACGGGAAUGUUCCAAUCAGCCCCAGACCGAAAUAGUUUCCCCCAACAAUUUAGUUUCAUGGGGAAAUUGUCAAAUUUAUUUCUGGUUUUCAUCCUGAUUCAGAACAAAACCAAAUUUCAAAAUAUCCAAAUUUCUCAGGGAGCAGAAAUUCUGACUUUGGACCAGUUUCGUAGAGGAGCCAAUCUUGGCCACAGGGUUUGGCUCGAGAGACGCUGGAGGGAGACGAUACGCAAAGGCUGCGUCCCUCUCGCUGGGCUGAGAAUUAGGCUUCUCUUUCAGUAUCCAGGGUGUGGCUUGAAUUGCGACCUCAAAUCCAGAUGUCAGAGCCCAAAUUCAGAGCCAUGAUACAGGUAACCUCUGGAUCUCUCACUUGUUACAUUAACUGGACAGUGGUAACGAAAUAGCCCCUUACUUUUGUAAAGCAAAGGAUGUUUAUUAAAUAAAACCUCUGUUUUUCUCAGA
Caretta caretta (loggerhead turtle) is the source of this 3207-nucleotide messenger RNA. RefSeq names its product interferon-inducible GTPase 5. Gene Ontology annotation, cellular component: membrane. Lineage: Eukaryota; Metazoa; Chordata; Testudines; Cheloniidae. Gene Ontology annotation, molecular function: GTPase activity; GTP binding. The record is from RefSeq and is a predicted model, not a curated record.